Molecule: messenger RNA, 261 nt
Organism: Staurois parvus
Lineage: Eukaryota; Metazoa; Chordata; Amphibia; Anura; Ranidae
Source: the annotation of a GenBank genome assembly
GGCACUGACUGGCAGCACUGCUGGGCUGCACUGAUGGGUGGCACUGGUGGGCACAGGAGGGUGGCACUGGUGGGCACAGGCAGGGGCGGACUGACAACUCAUGGGGCCCCCGGGCAAUAGGGGAUCACGGGGCCCCUGUAUCCUUGCCAAAACUCAAAACAAGCCUAUGAAAAAGGUACCAGGGGCAUCUCAUGGGGCCCCCUACUGACCCCGGGCCCUCGGGCGGUGCCCGAGUUCCCAAAUUGUCAGUCCGCCCCUGGG